Messenger RNA from Haliotis rufescens (red abalone), 1356 nucleotides. Its product is annotated as fibrinogen alpha-1 chain-like. NCBI's taxonomy places the organism in Eukaryota, Metazoa, Mollusca, Gastropoda, Lepetellida, Haliotidae. Bases 1 to 1356 code for a protein of 451 amino acids. The record is from RefSeq and is a predicted model, not a curated record. The transcript has 3 exons.
AUGAAGGAGAGUGGUGAUGGGGAGGAGAGUGGGGGCAAGGAGGACAGUGAGGACAGGGGGAAGUGUGUGGACAGGAGUGUGAUGACAGGAAGAGCGUGGAGACAGGGAGGACAGGGGAACAGGGGGAAGUGUGAAGACAGGGAGGAGAGUGAGAACAGAGGGAAGUGUGUGGACAGGGGGAACAGGGGGAAGUGUGAAGACAGGGAGGAGAGUGAGAACAGGGGGAAGUGUGUGGACAGGGGGAACAGGGGGAAGUGUGAAGACAGGGAGGAGAGUGAGAACAGGGGGAAGUGUGUGGACAGGGGGAACAGGGGGAAGUGUGAAGACAGGGAGGAGAGUGAGAACAGAGGGAAGUGUGUGGACAGGGGGAACAGGGGGAAGUGUGAAGACAGGGAGGAGAGUGAGAACAGGGGGAAGUGUGUGGACAGGGGGAACAGGGGGAAGUGUGAAGACAGGGAGGAGAGUGAGAACAGGGGGAAGUGUGUGGACAGGGGGAACAGGGGGAAGUGUGAAGACAGGGAGGAGAGUGAGAACAGAGGGAAGUGUGUGGACAGGGGGAACAGGGGGAAGUGUGAAGACAGGGAGGAGAGUGAGAACAGGGGGAAGUGUGUGGACAGGGGGAACAGGGGGAAGUGUGAAGACAGGGAGGAGAGUGAGAACAGGGGGAAGUGUGGGGACAGGGGGAGCGUGGAGACCGGGAGGACAGUGAGGUCAGGCGGAAGUGUGUGGACAGGGGGAACAGGGGGAAGUGUGAAGACAGGGAGGAGAGUGAGAACAGAGGGAAGUGUGUGGACAGGGGGAACAGGGGGAAGUGUGAAGACAGGGAGGAGAGUGAGAACAGGGGGAAGUGUGUGGACAGGGGGAACAGGGGGAAGUGUGAAGACAGGGAGGAGAGUGAGAACAGGGGGAAGUGUGUGGACAGGGGGAACAGGGGGAAGUGUGAAGACAGGGAGGAGAGUGAGAACAGAGGGAAGUGUGUGGACAGGGGGAACAGGGGGAAGUGUGAAGACAGGGAGGAGAGUGAGAACAGGGGGAAGUGUGUGGACAGGGGGAACAGGGGGAAGUGUGAAGACAGGGAGGAGAGUGAGAACAGGGGGAAGUGUGGGGACAGGGGGAGCGUGGAGACAGGGAGGACAGGAAGAGAGUGGCGACAGGGUGGAGAGUGGGGACAGGGUGGAGAGUGGGGACAGGGUGGAGUGUGGGGACAGGGAGGUGUGUGGGGACAGGGUGGAGAGUGGGGACAGGGAGGUGUGUGGGGACAGGGUGGAGAGUGGGGACAGGGAGGUGUGUAGGGAUCGGGGGCAGUGUGAGGACAGAGAGAAAUGUGAGGACAGGGAGGAGAGUAGGGACAGAUAA